UGAGGCAUUUGUGCAAUUGUGCCGCACAUUUGAUUAUUUUAUAGAAGACCACGUUCACGUCGACAUGCUUUCUUUUUCGGUUUCAAGUAUGGAGUAAUUUCUAAAACUCUCGAAUUGAUUAUUAUUAUAAGUGUUUUUGCGGUUUAAAUUCACGAUGAAGCUCAACGUUUCAUAUCCAGCCACCGGCUGUCAAAAGCUGUUCGAAAUCGUCGACGAACACAGACUUCGUGUCUUUUAUGAAAAACGAAUGGGAACUGAAGUCGAAGCCGACUCGUUGGGAGAUGAAUGGAAAGGCUACAUUUUGAAGAUUUCCGGUGGAAAUGACAAACAAGGAUUUCCAAUGAAGCAAGGAGUGUUAUCCAAUGGACGUGUUAGGUUAUUGUUAUCUGCCGGACAUUCCUGUUAUAGACCUAGACGUGACGGUGAAAGAAAACGUAAAUCGGUCCGUGGAUGUAUUGUUGAUGCCAAUCUUAGUGUUUUAGCUCUUGUUGUUGUGAAGAAAGGCGCUCAGGAAAUCCCCGGAUUAACCGAUAAAACCGUACCUCGUCGUCUCGGACCGAAAAGAGCAUCGAAAAUCCGUAAAUUGUUCAAUUUAACUAAAGAAGACGAUGUACGCAAAUACGUCAUCAAACGUCCUUUACCGUUGAAAGAAGGCCAGACUAAGCCUAAAUACAAGAAACCCAAGAUCCAACGUUUGGUUACUCCAUUAACAUUACAACGUAAGAGACACCAGUUGGCUUUGAAGAAACGUAGAGCGUUGAAACGUAAAGAACAGCAAGCUGAAUACGCCAAAUUAUUGGCCAUCCGUCAAAAAGAAAAGACCGCCAGAAAGAAGGCCGAUAAAUUAAAACGAUUAUCCACAUCUUCUAAAUCUUCGAGUAUCAGAACAUCUCGCAGUUCUCAUAAAUAAAUUAUUAACCAAUCGUUUUAUACAGAACCAUCUGUAAAUUUCAAUGAUGGGAAUUAUUUUAUAAAAAUAAAAUUCUGAAAUUUUAAUAA
Molecule: messenger RNA, 999 nt
Organism: Planococcus citri (citrus mealybug)
Lineage: Eukaryota; Metazoa; Arthropoda; Insecta; Hemiptera; Pseudococcidae
Gene: RpS6
Product: ribosomal protein S6
Exons: 5
Coding region: 155-910 (251 amino acids)
Biological process (GO): translation
Cellular component (GO): ribosome
Molecular function (GO): structural constituent of ribosome
Source: RefSeq, a predicted model, not a curated record